Molecule: messenger RNA, 6260 nt
Organism: Camellia sinensis
Lineage: Eukaryota; Viridiplantae; Streptophyta; Magnoliopsida; Ericales; Theaceae
Product: cysteine-tryptophan domain-containing zinc finger protein 3
Molecular function (GO): zinc ion binding
Source: RefSeq, a predicted model, not a curated record
AUUAAACAAAUACACGGAAAGAAAAAAACACAGGCUUUUCUCUGCUGUGCAUGUAUAUACACACAUCCAUCGAACAACCCCACAUCGUACCAUUCGAAUCGAUUCUGCUGGCGAUCAAGCGCGGCUCUGAAGAAGGGAUUGAGGGUUUCUGAGUUCUGAGUUCGAUUGUUACAAUCAAAGGCUCCCAAUACUCAGAUUCAUUCUACUUCGGUGAAUAUAUAUAUAUAUAUAUGUAUCAAAUUAUUGUAUUAAUGAUGAUCAAGUAGGUUCAAUGAGGGUUUGUGAUUACGCUCGAUUAAGUCGGUUUCAGAGGAAUUGGUAUCUGGGUUUCUGUGGGUUUUUGAAUUGUUUUGUUGGGUCGAGAAGUUAUUUGCGAUAGGAGUGUGAUAUGUUGGACUUUAGGGAAGGUGUUUUUUUGGGGUAGGGUUAGGGUUUUUGGGGCUAGAGUUAGGGUUAGGGUUUGUUGGUGUUCUGGAGGGUUGAUAUGGAAGAUACAGAGCUUGAAGAGGGCGAAGCUUGCUACUACAAGGACGAUACAAGCGUUGACCCUGACAUAGCUCUCUCUUACCUUGAUGAGAAGCUUCACAGUGUGUUGGGGCAUUUUCAGAAAGAUUUUGAGGGCGGGGUUUCUGCAGAGAAUUUGGGGGCGAAAUUCGGUGGGUAUGGUUCAUUUUUACCCACUUAUCAGCGUUCUCCCUCAGUUCGGCCUCAGUCAAAGACUCCACUGAGAGUUCAGAAUUUCAGCUCACCAAGAUCUCCUGAUGUCUUGCCCAUCGAGCGUGCUCCCCAGAAUUCUACAGCUCCCUCAGAUGCUGCUCAAUCUCUAAGGCUUAACACUGCUUCCUGCAGUUUGAACAAAUUGCAUACUGCAAGGGCCUCAUCAGGGGAUAUUUCAGCCAAACAAAAUUCGUGCUUGCCUUCUGCUGUAGUUAUUGAAAAGUUCCCUAUGAAACAUGAACCUGUUUCGAUUAAGCCAGUUAAUCCAACUGACCAGAGAACACUGAAGGUUCGAAUCAAAGUGGGUUCUGAUAACAGAGCAAGGAAAAAUGCUGCAAUCUAUAGUGGCCUUGGGCUUAUUUCUCCAUCAUCGUCAAUGGGGAACAGUCCUGAUGAGAGCGGUGGGAUGUCAUCUGAAUGCCAAGAGAACGUGGAUGAAUCUCUUCACAGCAUACUUCAGAGUAUGACAUCUUUUCCAGUCCCUGGUGGCUUUCUUUUGUCACCUCUCCAUGAGAGUUUACUUUGCUUGGCAAGAAAGGAAAAACUUUCACAAAACAGUAAGCCUGUUGCUGCCAUCAAGAGUGGGCAAGAGCAUGCUGUUGCGUUAGCAGAUGAUUCAGCUUCCUUGAUGGGGGAUAGUAAAGUGCCAAAAGACAAGAAAGCAAAGAUAGUGGAGAAGAGUGACAAUUUGAUAGUGUUGAAGCAAAAACUUGGUAUGGAUUUUGAUGAUAAAAGAACUACUAUUGUGAAGCGCGAAGUUGAUAUUGAAGUGCGAAAUGUGGAAAAUGAGUCCCUGGACCAGAAAGGGUGUUUCUCUAAUGACACAAAACCCAAGCGUAUUUCAAAUUCAGUAUGCAAUGUUGUGGACAGUGUGAAAGGUGCUGCCAUGGCACCUGGGAUCCCUAGGGAAGCUGGGAGAAACAUAUCAUUGAAGAAGAGGGAAGUGACUAAGGAUGGGAUGGAAGACAGAUUAUCAACUGGGCUAGUUAAGGAGUCCGAGUCAUUAUCUGAUCAAAAGGGUGGUAAGUAUGAAAAGGCAGAAUUGAGGACUAGGAGUAGUUCAAUGGAGAAGAUUUGUGAAAGCAGAUUAAAAAAUUAUCAUAGGAACGUUUCAGCCGAUCUUAGAGAAGAUGUCCAGAGCAAAGGAAACAAAGUUUCUGACCCAUCGAAAGCUGACACUGAUGUUUCUAAGUGCAGGAGAGAUCAUAAUGUUGGGGCAAUGGAUCAUUCCAGUUACAAGGUUGGUCAGACAACUACAUAUCAUGGACAGGUUGAAGCUAAAAUGCCUCAUGGCAUGGUAAAGUUUUCAUUUGAGGGCAAAAAUAAGUCGAAGGGAAGCCACAGUAAUGGUAAGUCGGCUUCUGAAGCUGAUGAAAGCUUGAUGACCAGAGCAUAUGAAGUGCCAAAAGAGAAGAAGAAAGCUGCUAAAAUGCACAAUUCAAAGUCACAGAAGGAUAUUCAAGAUGGCCAUGAUAACCGUAAAGAUCUACUGCCCAAAACAAGAGUAGAACAGAUGAAUAACCAAAUAAAUUCAUUGGAGAGGCCAUUUGGUGAUAAGCCAAAGAGAUCUAACCCUGAGGCUGUUGAGAAAGAACAAUGUGCAUCAUUGGAUAAAUUGAAGGAGAUAUCUACUUGUAAGAAGGUUGAUACCCAGUUGACAUCUGAAACUUGUUUGAAAGAGGCUGCAAAUGAUGUCCAUCCUUCUGCUAAAGGAGUUACUUCUGAGAUGGAACCGACUUCAGUGCCUCUUGUAGUUAUAGAAGAAAAUUGGGUCUUAUGUGAUCGUUGUCAUAAGUGGCGCCUUCUACCAGAUGGUACCAAGCCAGACCAACUUCCCGAAAAUUGGUUGUGUAGCAUGCUUAACUGGCUGCCUGGAAUGAACCGUUGUGAUAUCAGUGAAGAAGAGACAACAAAAGCUCUCUAUGCAUUAUACCAGCUUCCGCUUCCUGAGAGUCAGAAUAACCUUGAGAAGCAUGUCGAUAGAACUGCAGCUGGAGCAUCUUCAGCUGAUGCCUUGCAUUUGAACCAGAACCAUCUGAACCUUAGUUCCCAUGGCCUGCUUAAUCCACGAAAGAAGAAACAGGGAUCAAAAGGAACACCUUGCGCAGCCAGUAAUGGUGUUCCAAUUCAGAUUUCAGGCUCUACUAAAAACAUUCAAGAGGAGAUGGUGAAAUGCAGAAGCUUAAAUGACAUGAAGCAGACCAUUUCGGAGUCCAAUUUAAUGAACAACUGUAGUGUUGAGCAUUUGAGCAAGUCUCGCAUUAUCCCUAUGGAAAGAAAUACUCAUAAACAGAAAGAAAAGCAUGUAAAUAGUGGUGAUGCCAAGCAAAAAAGGCUGAAAAGCAAGAGAGAAGCUGACCAGUAUGUGUAUGGGACUACAAAGAAAAUUAAGGCUGAUGUUGCAUUUGGUAUCAAUAAGUAUGGCACUACCGAACCUACUGGGAACAUUGAUAAGGUAGGUCGUGGUUUGCCAACUAUGGCAGCUGUUAGGAGCACGGAGAAACACAAUGGACAUUUUUACUCCAAGGAUGCCAAGUCUGACUGGAAGGAAAAGGUUCAAAUUUCUGCAAAGAAACGGGAAGAAUGCACUUCAAUAUCACUUCACACUGGGUCGUUGGAUAUGAAAAAGUAUGAUGAAAGAGAAUUAUCUCUGAAGAAGAGGAAAUUAAAGGAUUGGCAGGAAAGUCAGAAUUAUGUAGAGGCAUCACGAGACAAUGGUAAUCAUCUAACUGAGAGCAAGGUCUUCGUAAAGGAGGAGUCUAGUGAUAGUGAAUUCAGGAAGGCAAAGAAAUUAAAGGUGUCUAGGACAGAGGGGAAGCAGUCCAGUACAAGCAAGGGUGAAGAUAGAUUAAAAAGAGAAAAUAAGGUGACCGAAACCUUCUUGUCGUCUGGUAAUAGAGAAAACCCAGUUCAUGGUUGGGUAGAGGCCGGGAAUAUUGUGAAGGAUCAACAGCCAAGGAAACACAAAACAAAAAUUGCAUCUAAACCAGCCUCUGAUGUUGUGGAUUCAUUGAAAAGGGAUUUGGGAUCUGAACAAUUUUCAAGGGCGGCCACUUCAAGCUCUUCAAAGGUCUCAGAUUCUCGUAAAAGUAGGGUCCUCAUACCUGAAGUGAAAGGCUCACCUGUAGAAUCAGUUUCCUCAUCUCCCAUGCGGACUUCCAAUUUAGACAAGCUUUCACCUGCAAGAAGGCACAUCAAUUCAUUGGAGAGGCCAUUUGGUGAUAAGCCAAAGAGAUCUAACCCUGAGGCUGUUGAGAAAGAACAAUGUAACAUUGAGAGCAAUCGAUAUUGGGAAGCAAGGAGAGAAGUCUUUGGUGUCCCUCAUUCAGAGCCUCUGGAAUUUCCCGUGCUAGAUUUUCAGGACAACAAUAGUCAAAAGUUUGGUGGCAAAUUUAAAUCAAGGGUCAAAUCUCCUUCUGAGUUUCAGAAUGGCCAUUUAGUUAGGAGUGAUGCUAAUAACGUGGAGAACCCAUGUGCAGGUGAUCUGCAUGCUUCGGACCAUUGCAACAAUGAGAAUAGAUUGAACCAGAAUCAUUAUCAUGAUAAUCCAGAAAAACCCGGAAAGCGUUCCUCUCUGCUGUCCAAGGACAAUGAUAGAAUUUCCAUGAACAAUUUUGAAAGGGUUAAGUCAAAGGUAUCUGAUCCACCUUGUGAGAUGGAUGCAUUGAAUCCAAAGCAGAGCCUGAGGGAUGGGGUAGAGAUUGGCUCAUGCCAUGUUGCACCACCGCCUGAAGAACCGAGUCAUUUAAAAUGCAGGAUUAAACCCAUCAAGGAUGACAAGAGUGUUGGUACCAAGGGUUCUGGAAAAUGGGAAAGUGACAAUGGAAGAGAGAAUCAAUUGGAAUUCGUGGAGCAUAAUAGUUCAGCUGUGAAAUUUGGUGCCCAUUCCCUCAAAGAUAGCAGGGUAACUAAGAUUACCCCACAGCAGAACCUGAUUCAGGAUUUUGAGGGUGAAGUACAGAAAAGUGAUCCCACCCAAGUGGAAUCAAGGGGAGGGAAUUCACAAGCUUUCCUGUGUCAUGCAGGUAAACAAGACCCACCAGCUCAUGUUCCCCAUUCAGCACCUAGAUCGCUGAAAGGAAGUGCUUUUGAUGUAAUUCCAGUUGAUUCUUCUGGUCAUGGUGACUUAUCAGAGGUGUUAAAACAACCAAAAAAUGCUGUUAACCACCUGGGACAUCCUGUGCCUAACCGGCGUGCGGUCAGGGAUGCCUCCAGUCAGGUUGCUAGUAAUGUUUUGAAAGAAGCUGAAGAUCUCAGAGACAAUGCUGAUCGUUAUAAGGGUUUUGGGUUUGGUUUUGAAUGUAACUUGACAUACUUCCUAGCUGCCUUGAAGUUUCUUCAUGGUGCUUCCCUUCUUGAAACCUGCAACGGUGUUAGUAGUAAACAUGGAGAGAUGUCUCAAAUGCAAAUCUAUAGUAAUGCUGCCAAACUUUGCGAAAUCUGUGCCCAUGAAUAUGAGAAGCGCCGAGAAAUGGCUUCCGCUGCAUUGGCCUAUAAAUGCAUGGAGGUAGCAUACUUGAGGGUAGUUUGUUGCAAAAAUGCCAGUACAAAUAGAGAUCGGCAUGAUUUGCAAGCAAGUUUACAAAUGGCUCCUCAAGGUGAAUCUCCUUCAUCUUCUGCAUCAGAUGUUGAUAACUUGAACAAUCAAGCAAUGGUGGAUAAGGCUGCUCUUUCUAAAAGCAUCGGUGCUCAUGCUGGAAACCAUGCUAUUGUUGCUCACAACCGUCCCAACUUUGUUCGACUGCUCGACUUCACAAAGGAUGUAAAUUCUGCAAUGGACGCCUCCAGGAAAUCCCAGGAUGCUUUUGCAGCUGCUAAUGUAAUUCUGGAAGAGGCUCAGAAUAGGGAGGUCAUUAUUUCCAUUAAGAGGGUCAUUGAUUUCAGUUUCCAAGAUAUAGAGGAACUAAUAUCUUUAGUGCGGCUUGCAAUUGAGGCCAUCAGUCGCCAUGGUUUCACUGGCAAUAAGGAUUAAGUGAACCUUGUACAUAGCUCGCUUCUCUGUUUUUAUAUUGCCAGUGAUCAGGCAUGAAGAUAAGGGGAAAAAGAUUGGGUGUUGCACUUGGAAUCAUUUGAAGAGACGGGACAAUAACAGCUCAUAUCUUUGUGUACAUGUGUACAAAAUGAGAUUGAUUUGCAAUUUUUGUAAUUUAGUAGUGAAUUUUCCAGGUUUUUUUUUUUUAAAUUUUAUUAUGUGACGAGCAUAACGUGCUCGCCCUUGCUUUGUAUGGGGUAGGGGGAAGGGGCGCAUAUAUACAGUUUAGUUGUUCGGCAAGAAGACUUGGAGGUGGUUAUGUGAGAGUGCAGUUUGAAGUUUUUAGGCAAUCCGUUGAUUCAGAGCUGGAAAAAGAUAAUAUUACAGAGAUUGGGCACCUGUUUAGUCAACAUAUUUGAGGAUGUUCGAGUUCUAAUGUAGUUAUUGCUGGUCCGUUCAAAUGAAGGACUUCAUGCAUGCUUUGUUGCCCUCUAUUUUUGUUCAUUUUUUAAUGGAAUAGAAAAGUUGAGUUCAUGGGGGAAGUUCCCUUUGUAUAUAUUUCAAGUAUUAU